This is a messenger RNA of Theileria annulata, 1548 nucleotides long. Its product is annotated as calcium/calmodulin-dependent protein kinase subunit, putative. The transcript has a single exon. Gene Ontology annotation, cellular component: nucleus. Gene Ontology annotation, biological process: protein phosphorylation; mitotic DNA damage checkpoint signaling. Bases 1 to 1548 code for a protein of 515 amino acids. The record is from RefSeq and is a predicted model, not a curated record. NCBI's taxonomy places the organism in Eukaryota, Apicomplexa, Aconoidasida, Piroplasmida, Theileriidae. Gene Ontology annotation, molecular function: protein serine/threonine kinase activity; ATP binding.
AUGUCUAAAUUCUCAUCUCUUUUGAUCCAAAGAUUAUCGCAAAGUAAUAUAAAAGUGACUGAGAAAUGUACAUACUGGAGACCAAUACUGAUAUGUCUAUCAAAUUGUGAAAAUGGCCAGGAUACGAGCUCCUCAAAAGUUGAAAGUUAUUUUGAAGGAAGGGCCCUGAAUCAAUAUUUUAUCCAAAAAAAGAUAGCCGAAACGUCAAAUUCCACCUUGUGGAGGUGUUUUGAUGUCGUAGAAAACCAAUUUUUUUGCAUUAAAAUAUACUAUAUAACAGCCUGCAGAAAGGAAAGAUCAGUCAGGUUUUUCAGAGAUGACACUGAAGUAAUAACAAUGCUUGACAAGGUCGUGGACGAAAUCCUAUACCACUCAUCACUACAGUCAUGUUCAGGCGUAUCAAAGGUGAAGGAAAUCAUAGUUGAUUUGGAGGGCGACAUGAUUUUUUUCAUCAUGUCGUAUCAUCACUAUCAGCUGAUGUACUAUGAUUACAUGUCAAAUACAUAUCUUGUACCAUAUUCAGAUAAUUCAGGAAACAAAUACCUCUAUAAAGAGGAAUACGCUAAAAUAAUCCUAAGACAGCUGGUUCAUACUAUUCAGUAUUUCCACGAAAAUGGAGUAAUCCACAAGGAUAUUAAACCGGAUAAUCUACUCUUGACUGAUGUUGACUCUACAAUGUUUGAACCAAUUGGGUCUCCUGACGAAACCAAUUCUAAUUCUUUCAUUGGUGACGAAUUAAUAACCUGUGAUGCUUCAAAAUUUAACAUUGAUGAAAUGUUUGAACAACUAGGAGAAUUGAAAACGAGUGAAAUUCUCAGCUAUAGAGUUGAUGAAAUAUCUUGUUCUUUCCCCAGGGACAUAGUUUCACACGGCUUCCCCUAUUGUUAUUCAGACCAGUUUGAUUUUUUUUACAUGAUGUGGGACGAUUGUGAUACACUGAUUGAUAUAAACUAUUUAAAAAUAAGGAAGGGUGAAUUUAAUAUUGGCAAAAAUUCCUGGCUGUUUGCUUCAGAGUUUCCUAAAACAACACAACUUGGCUCAAGAAACCUGUUAAGUUACUUUAUUGGGGAACCUAACAGCUUAAAUUACAAGGUGAAUCGCAACCUUAUUUCCAAAGAAAUUGAAAAGUUACCCAAAGUUCCACUUCACUGUGAUCAGGAAAAGAAUAUUGUUAUCGUUAGUGAUUUUGGAGUUGCCAGUCUAGCUGAAGAGGAGUCUGGAAAUCUGGUUAUUUUUGACUCUGAAGGAACGAUUUCUUUCACAAGCCCUGAGAGUCUCAAGUAUGUUGAAGGCUCCAUUCCAGCCUCUGAAAGAGAUGUUUUUUCUCUAGGGGUUACUCUUUACUGUAUGAUAUACGGGAAUUUACCCUACACUGGAAGAAAUGGUAUAGAAAUGCUGAUAAACAUUCUUGAGACCACACUUGUUUUUCACCCUUUUCGUGAAGUAUCCGAGGAACUAAAGCUUCUCUUAAAUCAUAUGUUACAUAAAGAACAUGAAAAGAGGAUAAAAUUGCAAGAUAUUCCAUUUCAUCCAUGGUUAAAUUCUUAA